AUGCUCGAGGUAAACCAAGGCUAUUUUUCUGACUUCACAGGCCAGCAGAUGCAAGACCAUCGCGACUCGUAUGGGGGGCCCAACCGCUAUUCGUCGGGAGAUGCCUUUUCUCCUACUGCCGCAAUCCCACCUCCCAUGAUGAACCCCAACGAUCUCCCCUUGGGCGCUGCCGAAACCAUGAUGCCGCUAGAGCCCCGCGAUCUGCCCUUUGACGUCUACGACCCUCACAACCCCAAUGUCAAAAUGUCAAAAUUUGAUAACAUUGGCGCUGUCCUGCGCCACCGCAGUCGCACACAGCCAAGGACGACUGCCUUCUGGGUUCUUGACGCAAAAGGCAAAGAGACGGCGUCCAUCACCUGGGAAAAGGUGGCUAGUCGCGCGGAAAAGGUGGCCAAAGUGAUUCGGGAUAAGAGCAACCUUUAUCGAGGCGACCGUGUGGCAUUAGUGUACAGGGAUACAGAAAUCAUUGAUUUUGUCGUGGCGUUGAUGGGCUGCUUCAUUGCGGGCGUUGUAGCGGUACCCAUCAAUAGCGUCGACGACUAUCAGAAACUCAUUCUUCUCCUAACGACGACUCAAGCUCAUCUCGCACUGACCACAGACAACAAUCUCAAGGCCUUUCAUCGUGACAUUAGUCAGAACCGUCUAAAAUGGCCGAGUGGGGUAGAGUGGUGGAAGACGAACGAGUUUGGCAGCCACCACCCCAAGAAACAUGACGAUACUCCAGCUUUGCAAGUACCAGAGGUUGCCUACAUUGAGUUCUCGCGUGCACCUACUGGUGACCUUCGCGGUGUGGUGCUUAGUCACAGGACUAUUAUGCACCAAAUGGCCUGCAUCAGUGCCAUGAUCAGCACGAUACCCACCAACACUCAGAGCCAAGACACAUUCAGCACUAGCCUACGGGAUGCAGAGGGAAAGUUCGUUGCUCCAGCACCGUCCAGAAACCCCACAGAAGUGAUCCUCACAUACCUCGACCCGCGCGAAAGCGCUGGUCUCAUUCUCAGUGUCUUGUUUGCAGUCUAUGGCGGCCACACUACCGUAUGGCUCGAGACCGCGACCAUGGAAACCCCAGGUCUAUAUGCACAUCUCAUCACCAAAUAUAAAUCCAAUAUACUGCUAGCGGAUUACCCAGGACUCAAGCGCGCCGCAUACAACUACCAACAAGAUCCAAUGGCUACAAGAAACUUCAAGAAAAACACAGAACCCAAUUUUGCCUCCGUGAAGAUCUGUCUGAUUGACACGCUUACCGUCGACUGUGAAUUUCACGAGAUUCUCGGAGACCGAUAUUUCAGACCAUUGCGAAACCCCAGAGCACGGGAACUGAUUGCGCCAAUGCUCUGUUUGCCAGAACAUGGUGGAAUGAUAAUAUCUGUACGCGACUGGCUAGGUGGAGAGGAGCGCAUGGGGUGCCCAUUAAGUAUAGCAGUAGAAGAUUCAGCUGAUGACGAAGAUGACACAGAGGAUAAGUAUGCAGCGGCAAAUGGCUACUCCAGUCUCAUCGGUGGUGGCACCACAAAGAACAAAAAGGAGAAGAAGAAGAAGGGCCCGACAGAGCUUACAGAAAUCUUGCUGGACAAGGAAGCUCUGAAGAUGAACGAAGUCAUUGUUCUGGCUAUUGGAGAAGAAGCAAGCAAGCGUGCAAACGAGCCCGGCACCAUGCGAGUCGGUGCCUUUGGAUAUCCCAUACCGGAUGCGACACUAGCCAUUGUAGACCCUGAGACAAGUCUUCUGUGUUCACCAUACUCGAUAGGCGAGAUCUGGGUAGAUUCACCUUCACUAUCUGGUGGCUUCUGGCAGCUGCAGAAGCAUACAGAGACCAUUUUCCAUGCCCGGCCAUACCGUUUUGUUGAGGGUAGCCCUACGCCACAGUUGCUUGAACUCGAGUUUCUGCGCACUGGACUCCUCGGCUUUAUUGUAGAGGGAAAAAUAUUCGUCCUCGGAUUGUACGAAGAUCGCAUCAGACAGCGUGUUGAAUGGGUGGAAAAUGGUCAGCUUGAAGCCGAGCAUCGAUACUUUUUUGUACAGCACCUGGUCACAAGCAUCAUGAAAGCCGUACCAAAGAUUUACGACUGCUCAUCGUUUGACUCCUAUGUGAAUGGUGAAUACCUGCCAAUCAUUCUCAUUGAGACGCAGGCCGCAUCGACUGCGCCCACGAAUCCAGGUGGACCACCACAACAAUUGGAUAUACCCUUUUUGGAUUCACUAUCUGAGAGGUGUAUGGAGGUACUCUACCAAGAACAUCAUUUACGAGUAUACUGCGUGAUGAUUACAGCACCUAAUACACUUCCACGAGUCAUCAAGAACGGACGGCGAGAGAUUGGCAAUAUGCUUUGUAGAAGAGAGUUUGACAAUGGUUCUCUGCCUUGCGUGCACGUAAAGUUUGGCGUUGAGCGAUCAGUGCAGAAUAUUGCACUCGGUGACGACCCCGCUGGCGGCAUGUGGUCAUUCGAGGCAUCAAUGGCACGUCAACAAUUCUUGAUGCUCCAAGACAAGCAAUACUCAGGUGUCGAUCAUCGCGAAGUCGUCAUCGACGACAGAACAUCGACUCCGCUCAAUCAGUUCUCGAAUAUUCACGACCUGAUGCAAUGGCGUGUAUCUCGGCAGGCCGAGGAACUUGCCUACUGCACAGUCGACGGUCGAGGAAAAGAGGGCAAGGGCGUCAAUUGGAAGAAGUUCGACCAAAAGGUUGCGGGCGUAGCAAUGUACCUCAAGAACAAAGUCAAGGUCCAGGCCGGCGACCAUCUCCUUCUGAUGUACACGCAUUCAGAAGAAUUUGUUUAUGCCGUUCAUGCAUGUUUUGUGCUUGGAGCUGUUUGCAUACCAAUGGCGCCAAUUGAUCAGAACCGGUUGAAUGAGGAUGCGCCGGCCUUGCUACAUAUCCUUGCAGACUUCAAGGUCAAAGCCAUUCUUGUCAACGCUGACGUUGACCACCUAAUGAAGAUCAAGCAAGUAUCGCAGCACAUCAAACAAUCAGCCGCUAUCCUCAAGAUCAAUGUGCCAAACACAUACAGCACAACAAAACCGCCAAAGCAAUCGAGUGGCUGCCGCGAUCUCAAGCUUACAAUUCGACCGGCAUGGAUUCAGGCGGGCUUCCCAGUGUUAGUCUGGACGUACUGGACGCCCGAUCAACGUCGUAUCGCAGUUCAGCUGGGCCACAGCCAAAUCAUGGCACUGUGCAAGGUCCAAAAAGAAACGUGCCAAAUGACAAGUACACGGCCGGUUCUUGGUUGUGUCCGAAGCACGAUAGGACUUGGUUUCCUUCACACUUGUCUCAUGGGAAUCUUCCUUGCUGCACCCACAUACCUGGUGUCACCUGUAGACUUUGCACAAAACCCGAAUAUUCUGUUCCAAACGCUUUCGCGGUACAAGAUCAAGGAUGCAUAUGCAACGAGUCAAAUGUUGGACCACGCCAUCGCACGCGGGGCUGGUAAGAGUAUGGCUCUGCACGAGCUGAAGAAUCUCAUGAUUGCGACUGAUGGAAGACCACGCGUUGAUGUUUAUCAAAGAGUGCGUGUGCACUUUGCGCCAGCUAACUUAGACCGAACCGCAAUCAACACUGUCUACUCACAUGUAUUGAACCCAAUGGUAGCAUCGCGAUCAUACAUGUGUAUUGAGCCAGUCGAGCUCCAUCUCGAUGUUCAUGCUCUGCGACGCGGCCUUGUCAUGCCCGUUGACCCUGACACAGAGCCCAACGCUUUGCUCGUCCAAGACUCGGGCAUGGUGCCAGUGAGCACACAAAUAUCCAUUGUCAACCCAGAGACAAACCAGCUGUGCUUGAAUGGCGAGUAUGGCGAGAUCUGGGUUCAGUCCGAGGCGAACGCUUAUAGCUUCUACAUGUCAAAAGAGCGUUUGGAUGCAGAGCGCUUCAACGGUAGGACGAUUGAUGGAGACCCAAAUGUGCGAUAUGUUCGUACAGGCGAUUUAGGAUUUUUGCACAAUGUGACACGGCCCAUUGGACCUAACGGUGCCCCUGUUGAUAUGCAGGUACUUUUCGUUCUUGGAAGCAUAGGUGACACGUUUGAAGUCAACGGACUGAACCAUUUCUCAAUGGACAUUGAGCAAUCUGUCGAACGUUGUCACCGGAACAUUGUUCCUGGAGGCUGUGCUGUUUUCCAAGCAGGUGGGCUUGUUGUUGUCGUUGUGGAAAUCUUCCGACGCAACUUCCUUGCAAGCAUGGUGCCGGUGAUUGUCAAUGCAAUCUUGAACGAGCAUCAGCUGGUCAUUGAUAUCGUCUCGUUUGUGCAAAAAGGUGACUUCCACCGGUCUCGUCUGGGCGAGAAGCAACGCGGAAAGAUUCUCGCAGGAUGGGUCACGCGAAAGAUGCGCACAAUAGCCCAAUACAGUAUACGAGAUCCUAAUGGACAGGAUUCCCAGAUGAUGAUUACAGAAGAGCCUGGUCCUCGGGCUAGUAUGAGUGGAAGUAUGCUUGGGCGAAUGGGCGGCCCAGCAAGCAUCAAGGCCGGGUCGACAAGAGCCCCGAGUCUAAUGGGCAUGACGGCGACUAUGAAUAAUCUAUCUCUUGCACAGCAGCAGCAGCAAUACCAACAGCCUGGUAUGUAUGCUCAACAGCAAGGCAUGCACGCCCAGCAACAACAUCAAUUUAGCAUGUCCAACACGCCACCACAAGGUCCACCCCAAGGCGUGGAACUGCAUGAUCCCAGCGACCGCACACCGACAGACAACCGGCACUCUUUCCUUGCCGACCCGCGCAUGCAGAACCAGGACCAAAUGAACGAGAUGGGCGCCUACGAACCCAUGAACUAUCAAAACGCGUAUCAUCCGCAUCAACAACAAUACGAAUCUGAAGACGGGGGCAGCGGACUCAGCGGCCCCGUGCCAAACGUGCUGCGGCCGGGUCCUUCAUCCGGGUCCGUAGACGACUACGACCAAGCUAACAACAACAACAACAAUAUGUGGAACAAUCGAGAGUACUAUGGUGAUACCCCGUCAUAUGCAGGAGGAUACGUUCAAGACGGCAAUAUCCACGAGCAGCAACAACACGACGAGUACACGAGUAAUGCAUCAUAUGGCGGAAAUCAAGGCCAAGCCCUAGGUGCAGGCGGAGGCGGCGGUCUCCGAGUCGCAAAUCGCGAUAGCUCCGACAGUGAGGGCGCAGAUGACGACGCUUGGAGACGUGAUGCCCUUGCUCAGAUCAAUUUUGCGGGCGGCGCUGCUGCUGCUGCUUCCGCUGGGACACCAGCUGGUGGUGCUGGUGGAGCCUCUUCUUCGCAGCCGGGCCAUGCGCAGUAG
Molecule: messenger RNA, 5247 nt
Organism: Bipolaris sorokiniana ND90Pr
Lineage: Eukaryota; Fungi; Ascomycota; Dothideomycetes; Pleosporales; Pleosporaceae
Exons: 4
Coding region: 1-5247 (1748 amino acids)
Cellular component (GO): cytosol
Source: RefSeq, a predicted model, not a curated record